AAAGCAGCGAGCUGAACCUACAGCUACCGGACGAACUCGAUUCAGUCAUUCAGAAUUAGUGUCUGCUCAGGGUGGUAUUGGGGGCCAAAUCAUGCAUUAUGUUAGCCAAACAGAGCGACGCCACACCGUCGCAUCACACCGCAAGACUGUUCGGGGGGUUGGGGGUCAGCGUCGAAAUCUAAAUAUCUAGUAGGUCAUUUUAAGAAUCGGGACUAGAUCCCGUUAUUUUAUUGUAGGGCGCCCGGUCGUUGUCUUCGAGGAUUAGGGAUCGGUUGUCAAUGUGACUGUAGUGUUACUGGCCACAUCACAGCUAUUGCGUUACUCCUGUUGUCAGGAAAAACGUGGAUCGUCGUCUCGCAUUAUCUGGAGGGUCAUCACACUGAGCUACACAGUAGGCCAAAGGCAUACUGUAGACAGGGGGUUGCGGCCCCGCAGUUGAAAUUCGCCUGACCAGUCGCUUGCAGUAUGGAUAUAAGCCACAGAUUUGUUCGAGCAAACAACAUCAGACCAUGAAUUUCCCGGACGAUACCUUCCGGGCGACGAUAUAUAUGAUACUGGCGUUCGUUGACUGGGCUACAUCUGAUUUUUGGCAUUGCUUUCGCGCACGCUCUCAAAAUCUGCUCAGCUCACAGCUCACGGCCCACACGAUCACACAAUAUCAUAAGGCGCUUAUGGCGGCUCACAGCUCAACGGAAAGCCCUGCUGGGCUUCCAGUUGACAACCCAAGCAAAUCAUACUGGCUCUCGGAGCCAUCCGAGAUUCUCCUUGGUCAUCGCACGACGAAGGAUCUGCCACAAGCUGCUGAUGUCGUCAUCGUUGGGAGUGGCAUUACUGGUGCCUUCGCAGCCCACUGCGUGAAGGAAAAGGCCCCCAAUUUGAAUGUUGUCAUGCUUGAGGCGAGAGAAGCAUGUUCGGGCGCUACGGGAAGAAAUGGUGGUCAUUGUCAGCCGGCAUAUUAUAACUGCCCGCCGCACGUCGCUGCCUUUGAACAUCGAACAUAUUCUUACUUGAAAGCCUUGGUUGAAUCACAUUCAAUUCCCUGUGAUUGGCAUGUUACAACUGGCGUACACGGCUACUACUCUCUGGAGCUCUUCAAUGCGACUAGGAAGAUUAUCGAAAAGAUCCAGGAGGAGCACCCGGAUAUUGGUGCAAACAUCACAAUUGUGACGAAAGGGAACGAUAAACCUUCCUCGAGCCCAGGAGGAGGUGAGAAGAUGGAACUGACAUUGGAGGGCUUACGAGUCGGUGCUGCCGAAGGCGCUAUCGUACAACAGAAUGCCGGUAGCCUCUGGCCGUACAAGCUUGUUGCCUUUGUACUAGAACGCCUGUUGGCGGCUGACGGCUUCAAUUUACAGACAAAUACCCCGGUUACCGGCUUGAAAAGAGGCAGCGCACCUAUGGAAGUCUCCAGCCGCGACCCUGGUGCCGGCGAGGUGGCCUCUAGAGGUUGGACAGUUCGCACAUCCCGUGGCGACAUCUCAGCCCGCCAUGUUCUCCUCGCUACGAACGCGUAUACUUCAUAUCUACUUCCCCAGUUUGCAGACAUCAUCGUUCCAGUGAAGGGUCAGGUAUCUAGCCUCAGGCCACCACCACAGCCUGCUAAAGGCCCGCUAAAUAUCGAACACACGUUCUAUUUCGUAUCAGAUCUAGCCGACCGCCGGGACGACUACUUAGUACAAAGACCUCCGCCUGGCGCGGAGCUGAUUUACGGUGGCGGACGUAUCCGUGCGAAGGGCCAUGGGCUCAGCGUGUGGGAUGACAGCACCAUAGACGAACCAGUGGCACAAUAUCUAAGAGAUGAGCUGGGCGGCUUGAUGGAUCUCUCGAUACGCGAAGAAGGAAGGACACAAGGCGAGCAUGAUAUCCAAUUACCGAAGCAAGAUCUCGAGCCGACAUUUCAAUGGGCAGGCAUUAUGGGAUACUCGCGCGACGGCUGGCCGUGGGUUGGCCCCGUGCCGACGAGUGCUGGUGGAGGAGAUGGGCUCUGGUUGUGUGCCGGGUACACAGGCGGGGGCAUGCCCAACGCCGCCCUCUGUGCCAAGGCAGUUGUCAAUAUGAUGAUUCCUGGCAACAACGACGGGGACAACUUGGCCGACCAAAUUGAUCUACCCCCCGAGUAUAUACUUACUGAGGAUAGACUGAAGAAGGCUAGAACAUGUGAAACCAUUAUAGAAGCAGACAUAAGGGGCGCAUUCAUGUUAGAUCUUGAUAUAUUUUGAUGAAUUAGAUAUUAGGUUAAAGGAGAUGAGACGAAUUUGCUAGUCAACUAAGGGCAACAUUAUUCUAGCUACACCCACUUCUGUCACAUUUAGUAAUUUGGUGAA
Molecule: messenger RNA, 2324 nt
Organism: Xylaria bambusicola
Lineage: Eukaryota; Fungi; Ascomycota; Sordariomycetes; Xylariales; Xylariaceae
Product: FAD dependent oxidoreductase
Exons: 2
Coding region: 510-2219 (569 amino acids)
Cellular component (GO): cytoplasm
Molecular function (GO): oxidoreductase activity
Source: RefSeq, a predicted model, not a curated record